This is a messenger RNA of Musa acuminata subsp. malaccensis (wild Malaysian banana), 3228 nucleotides long. RefSeq lists its product as uncharacterized. The record is from RefSeq and is a predicted model, not a curated record. Gene Ontology annotation, biological process: rRNA processing. Gene Ontology annotation, cellular component: nucleus. NCBI's taxonomy places the organism in Eukaryota, Viridiplantae, Streptophyta, Magnoliopsida, Zingiberales, Musaceae.
UUAUCUGUCGGAACGUCGUCCGUCUCUCUCUCUCUCUCUCUCUCUCUCUAGGGUUUCAAGUGCAUACACCCGUUAUCCUUCUCCUUGAGACGGAUUUGGAGCUCCUCGGCGCCUCCAAUGGCGAUCACUGACUACCUGGAGGGCAUGAACGACCCCCGGCUGAAGCCGCGCCUGCUGCGGUCGCUAGUGAGGGACCGCCUACCCGAGGAGAGCGGCCCCGCCCCGAGCCCCUCCGAGCUCUCAUCCAUCCUCGCGUCCAUCAAGACCCACAGCCUCCUCUCCGAGCACGUCCCCGAUCUCUCCGACGCGAAGCUGAUCGAGGCCUGGCGGACCGCCGUGGAUGCCUGGAUCGAACGUGUCCUGUCAUUGGCCUCCAGUAAGAUGCCAGACAAACUUUGGGUGGGUGUAUCUUUGCUUGGUGUAAGUUGUGAAGAGUGCAGCUCUGCUCGUUUCAUGGCAUCAUAUUCUCUUUGGUUCCAGAAGCUCCUGUUAGGUAUACAGAUACCAUCCAGCUCCAGUUUUGUAAAAGUGGCUGUUUGUGCUUCCUUAUCUGAUUUUUUCACGAGGUUAACCGGUUUUUCAAACUUGAAGAAAGAUGCAACAAAUCUUUCUGGGAAGGUUAUCCUGCUGGUUCUUGAGUUGUUGAAUGAGAGUGAAUCGGAUGCUGUAUUGGAAGGGGUGCUUGAUUUGUUAUAUGUCAUUUUAAUGUUCUUUCCUCCUGUGCAUCGUCACUAUGACAAUGUAGAAGCUGCUCUGGUAUCAAAGAUUCUUUCAGCAAAAUCCAAUGCAGAUUUAUCGAGGAAAAUUGCCCGUUGUUUGGCAUUACUACCUAGGAUAAAAGGUGAUGAAGAUAGCUGGUCCAUCAUGAUGCAAAAGAUUAUAAUAGAGAUAGAUAUGCUUCUGAGCAAUGCCUUAGAAGGACUAGAAGGAGAAACUAAAGGUUCUACUGUUGUGAGGCUGUUAAUUCCACCAGGAAAAGAUCCCCCUUCUCGAUUGGGGGUUCAGUCAAGAUUGAGAGAAGCAUCAGAACUACCAACAAAAAUGUUUCAUGAAUUGAUAUUCCCCACAAUAUCUACUCUGAUGCAUUGUUGCUGCUUGAUGCUUACCAAUCCUUUCCCUACUCAGGUAAGUGUUCCUGUUCGCCCUUUGGUUGCUAUGCUUGGGAGAGUGCUUACGGUGGAUGGUUCUGUACGUGGAUCCUUCAUGCCAUUCACAACUGUCAUGCAUCAAGAACUUAUCUGUGUUGAGCUUCCAGCGCUGCAUUUGGACACUUUGGAUCUUUUGAUUGCUGUUGUUAAGGGAGUACGAAGCCAGCUUCUACCACAUGCUGCCAAUGUUGCACGAAUUCUCACCGAGUAUUUCAGGAGAGCUACAUUGCCAGCUAUAAGGAUAAAACUGUAUUCCGUUAUCCAGUUAUUGCUGAUCUCCAUGGGUGUUGGAAUGGCUUUGUACCUUGCUCAAGAAUUAAUCAACAAUGCUUUUGUUGAUCUGAUUGAUAACCCUGGAAGCAAUGCACUUUUACCCAGAAAGCACUUGUCAGAUGACCAGAGUUUGCUGCAAAGUAGCCUAAAGAAGAGGAAACAUGCUUCUGGAUCAACAAGGCAACACUCGAAUGGUAUUGAUAGAGAGAGAACAGUAAUCAGCAUCAAACCAGCCACUCCUCUUUCUGUAAAGAUAGCUGCCUUGGAAGCACUGGAAGCUCUUUUGACUGCAGGAGGUUCUUUGAGAUCAGAAUGUUGGCGGUCAGAUAUGGAUUUGCUUUUGAUAAAUGUAGCGAAAAAUGCAUAUGAUGUGAGGUCAGAUUACUAUAAGUGUUUGGAUGCAAAUGUAGGGUCAACAAUUUCCCGAGAAAAUCUCCAGCUGGCAGCAUUACGAGCUCUCUUAGCAUCUUUGCUUUCUCCAUCACAUGUUCGCCCUCCAUACUUGUCAGAAGGACUUGAACUUUUUCGCCAAGGAAAACUGGAAACUGGAACAGAACUUGCUGGAUUCUGUGCACAUGCAUUGCUGGCCUUAGAAGUUCUUAUCCAUCCCCGAGCCCUUCCUCUAGUUGACUUUCAAGUUUCCACGAGCUCUGCACUUGAUGAAGGUUUCAUAAAAACAUUCCCAGGAAAUACAUUCCGCAGCAGCCAAAAACCAAGCAUUCCUUAUUUUCCAAUGGGCAAUCGAGGAGCAGCAGAGGAAAUGGAUGAGGAUGAUGAUGAUGAUUUGUUAAAUGGCUGGCUUGGUGCUGGUGAAGAAGAGCAACCUGUUCAGGGUUUGAACAUUUCUAUGGGAGAAAAACAUGUAGGGGUUGAUUCAACUAGAGGUCAUGAGAUUAUUGAAGGAACCCAACAACCAUCGAGGAAGCAUGAAGUGGAAGCAUCAUGCCCGAGCAAAGAAGAAAAUAUGGUUGAGUCAGACAAAAUGGAAGAGCUUAAUUCAGGGAAUAAUGUUAUGUUGCGGACUGACAGGACUGCUCCAGAUGAAGGUGAGGCUGCCAUCCGCGAUGUACCCGGGGAUGAGAUGGCUCAUGAGAAUAAUGAUGUCAGCAUGUCCAACACUGUCGCAGGUGAAUUUUCCAGUAAUUUAGGAGCUCCAGAGGAAUUGGGAACCGUUUCGACUGCAACUGUGGUUGCAGUUGAUGCGUCUAACAGCUUGGAUGUCUCUUAUAAGCAAAAGGAGCCAAUGCUUGCUUAUGAUUCUGAUUCAGUGUCCCUCGAUUCACUACCGGAUAUUGUUGAUGCAGAUCCAGAUACAGACUAGCUAUGUUAUCAAAAUUUGUGGGUUUACAAGGGUAAUGGCCUGUAUCUGAGGAUUUCCGGGUAAAAUCUCUUCUUCUUUUACAAUUACAUAGCUAACUUAUAUGAUUUCUCAUGGAAGCAGAUAGAAUGGCUCAUCAUAAUGCCCUCUACCUUUUUUCUAUGCUUGAGACUCCAAGAAAUGGAUGGAUGUGGGGUACCGAGCAUCAUCUAGUAAGAGAAGCACAAAUCAAGUCUUCUGGGGAUUCCGAGGAACAGUUUUGAGGGAAACUGCCCUGAUAGUUGCUGAUAGGAGUUGACAGAUAAGACUCAUGAUUUAUUCUCAUAGUUUGUGGUGAUUCCUACAAUUGUAUGUAGUUGAGAUUUUUGAUCGUGUUUGAUUGUUGAAAAUUUUGGAGGAAAACAUCAGAGCUGGUUUUUUGUGCCCUGCAUGCAUGGAAAUAUAAUCACAUGGCACUGCUGGAAAUGGCUAAUAAGAUUACUUUAAUUA